AUGCACCAAACGUACGCCCGAUGGGAUGCCAACGGCGGGGCCGGCGGGCGCGCGCCGCCCUCGCCCCACACAAUGAUCUACCGACGCUGGGCGCGCCCCGUGGGCCGCAUGCUCGCGGUCUGCAUGGGGAGCUACUACGCAUUGUGCUUCGGAUGGGAGUGGCUCGAGCGCAGCGAGCGGGCACAGGCCGCAAGCGGCGCGGCCGCCAGGCCCGCCGCAUAG
Lachancea fermentati is the source of this 222-nucleotide messenger RNA. The record is from the annotation of a GenBank genome assembly. Lineage: Eukaryota; Fungi; Ascomycota; Saccharomycetes; Saccharomycetales; Saccharomycetaceae.